AAAAAAUUUAAGGCGGAACUUGUCCCGCGCCUACGUCAAGGGAGAAUCCCUAUCUCAAUAGCGAUAAGCCUGUCAACACGAUCACUCAUUUCGGCUCAAAGUCACCUAUCAAUCCGAUAGCUAUCCAACGAGACAAGCGUCUGCAUCGAUCCCUCCAAGGUCCGCUUGGUUGUCCACCUCGAGUGGCUUCAUUCUAGCUGCGGUCCUUGCACCACAGCACCAUGGCUGGCAAAUCACGCUGGGCAGACACAGAAGAAGAUGCCGCCCUCGAGGCAAAGCUGAAGCGGGAGAAGGAAGAAAAGAAGCGCGCCAAGGCUGAGAAAGCUCGCAAGGCAGCUGAAGAGGCAGAAGAAGAACAACGGCGCGCAGCAGCAGAAGCCCGACGGCAAGAAGCACUGCAAUCCCAGCAAGAAGCAGCCGAGCACGACGACGACAGGCCAGUAAAACGACGGAAACUCACACCCGAGCGCGACGAUGCAGCGAGCAAGGAGGACGGCGAGACGGCAAAACUCCUGCGCUUCGAAUCCGGCGUCUUUGCACCCGCGACGAGCGUCGAGAACUACGACAAGCUAAACGACAUCGAAGAGGGCGCCUACGGCUGGGUCGCCCGCGCAAAGGACCUGCGAACGAACCGCGUCGUGGCGCUGAAGCGCCUGAAGCUCGACGACUCGCCACAGAAUCGCAUCGGCCUACCCGAGACGGGGCUGCGCGAGAUCCAGAUCCUCAAGGACUGCUCGCACCGCAACAUUGUGGAUCUACAUGACGUGGUGGUCAACGACGGCGCUGCAGAUAGCAGGCCGGGCAAGAUCGAGUCUAUAUUCCUCGUUCUGGAGUUCGUCGAGCACGAUCUUAAGACUAUACUGGAGGACAUGCCGGAGCCAUUCCUGGCGUCAGAGGUCAAGACGCUCGUGCAGCAGCUCGCGGCGGGCGUGGGAUAUCUACAUGAGAACUGGAUACUACAUCGGGAUCUCAAGACGUCAAAUCUGCUGCUGAACAAUCGUGGACAGCUCAAGAUAGCAGAUUUCGGCAUGGCCCGGUACGUCGGCGAUCCACCCCCGCCAAAACUUACACAACUGGUCGUAACGCUGUGGUAUCGCGCGCCCGAGCUAUUGCUGGGCGCGAAGACAUACGACAACAAGGUCGACAUGUGGAGUAUAGGUUGCAUAUUCGGAGAGCUCCUCACGCGAGAACCAUUGUUGCAGGGCCGGAAUGAGGUCGACGAGCUGACCAAGAUCUUCGAGCUCUGUGGCAUUCCUACAGAGGAGUCGUGGCCGGGCUUCAGGCGACUCCCAAAUGCCAGAACUCUGCGGCUGCCCAAGAGUUCCGCAACGACCGGCUCGGUGAUACGCGCCAAGUUCCCCCUACUGACCGCGGCGGGCAGCGGUCUACUGAACAGUCUCUUGUCUCUAGACCCCGAACAGCGGCCUGGUGCGCGAGAGAUGCUGAAGCACGAGUAUUUCGUGCAGGACCCCAAGCCCAAGCACGAGGCUCUCUUCCCCACAUUCCCGUCAAAGGCAGGUCAAGAGAGGAGACGCAGAAGGGAGACCCCGAACGCACCGGGGCGCGGACAAAAGGCGGCAGAUCUGGGCACGAUGGAUCUCAGUGGCAUCUUCGCUGGAAGAGAAAAGGAAGAAAGGGGUGGUGGAUUCACCCUGCGACUGGUGUAAAAUAUACAAGUUACAUGGACUCAUGACAAUCAAGUAGCCUAGGUUAGAAGAAUCCCAACGUACGCCAUCGUCGUGCGACUUGUAAGA
Messenger RNA from Truncatella angustata, 1754 nucleotides. Its product is annotated as serine threonine protein kinase. Gene Ontology annotation, biological process: regulation of mitotic cell cycle; protein phosphorylation. The record is from RefSeq and is a predicted model, not a curated record. Bases 222 to 1667 code for a protein of 481 amino acids. Gene Ontology annotation, molecular function: ATP binding; cyclin-dependent protein serine/threonine kinase activity. Gene Ontology annotation, cellular component: nucleus. The transcript has a single exon. Lineage: Eukaryota; Fungi; Ascomycota; Sordariomycetes; Amphisphaeriales; Sporocadaceae.